AGCCAGUGGUGGUAUACGCCAGUACCCGAUAGGACCAACAGCACCUAUCGGCGCCACCUCCUAUCGCCAAAAGGACCAACAGCACCUAUCGGCGCCACCUCCUAUAGCCAAAAGGACCAACAGCACCUAUCGGCGCCAUCUCCCUAUUGCCAAAAGGACCAACAGCACCUAUCGGCGCCACCUCCUAUCGCCAAAAGGACCAACAGCACCUAUCGGCGCCACCUCCUAUCGCCAAAAGGACCAACAGCACCUAUCGGCGCCACCUCCUAUCGCCAAAUGGACCAACAGCACCUAUCGGCGCCACCUCCUAUCACCAAAAGGACCAACAGCCCCUAUGAGGCGCCACCUCCCUAUCGCCAAAAGGACCAACAGCACCUAUCGGUGCCACCUCCUAUCGCCAAAAGGACCAACAGCCCCUAUCGGCGCCACCUCCUAUCGCCAAAAGGACCAACAGCCCCUAUGGGCGCCACCUCCUAUUGCCAAAAGGACCAACAGCACCUAUCGGCGCCACCUCCUAUCGCCAAAAGGACCAACAGCCCCUAUGGGCGCCACCUCCCUAUCGCAAAAGGACCAACAGCACCUAUCGGUGCCACCUCCCUAUCGCCAAAAGGACCAACAGCACCUAUCGGUGCCACCUCCCUAUCGCCAAAAGGACCAACAGCACCUAUCGGUGCCACCUCCUAUAGCCAAAAGGACCAACAGCACCUAUCAGUGCCACCUCCCUAUCGCCAAAAGGACCAACAGCACCUAUCGGUGCCACCUCCCUAUCACCAAAAGGACCAACAGCACCUAUCGGUGCCACCUCCCUAUCACCAAAAGGACCAACAGCACCUAUCGGUGCCACCUCCUAUCACCAAAAGGACCAACAGCACCUAUCGGUGCCACCUCCUAUUGCCAAAAGGACCAACAGCACCUAUCGGUGCCACCUCCUAUCACCAAAAGGACCAACGGCACCUAUCGGUGCCACCUCCUAUCACCAAAAGGACCAACAGCACCUAUCGGUGCCACCUCCUAUCACCAAAAGGACCAACAGCACCUAUCGGUGCCACCUCCUAUCGCCAAAAGGACCAACAGCACCUAUCGGUGCCACCUCCUAUAGCCAAAAGGACCAACAGCACCUAUCGGUGCCACCUCCUAUCACCAAAAGGACCAACAGCACCUAUCGGUGCCACCUCCUAUCACCAAAAGGACCAACAGCACCUAUCGGUGCCACCUCCUAUCACCAAAAGGACCAACAGCACCUAUCGGUGCCACCUCCUAUUGCCAAAAGGACCAACAGCACCUAUCGGUGCCACCUCCUAUCACCAAAAGGACCAACAGCACCUAUCGGUGCCACCUCCUAUCACCAAAAGGACCAACAGCACCUAUCGGUGCCACCUCCUAUCACCAAAAGGACCAACAGCACCUAUCGGUGCCACCUCCUAUCACCAAAAGGACCAACAGCACCUAUCGGUGCCACCUCCUAUUGCCAAAAGGACCAACAGCACCUAUCG
Messenger RNA from Oncorhynchus keta (chum salmon), 1493 nucleotides. RefSeq lists its product as uncharacterized. The transcript has a single exon. The record is from RefSeq and is a predicted model, not a curated record. Lineage: Eukaryota; Metazoa; Chordata; Actinopteri; Salmoniformes; Salmonidae. The annotation marks the transcript as partial.